Molecule: messenger RNA, 906 nt
Organism: Fomitopsis serialis
Lineage: Eukaryota; Fungi; Basidiomycota; Agaricomycetes; Polyporales; Fomitopsidaceae
Product: glycoside hydrolase superfamily
Exons: 7
Coding region: 1-906 (301 amino acids)
Source: RefSeq, a predicted model, not a curated record
AUGCCAUCCUCUGUUCCAUCGAGUGUCAAUGACUGGUGGUGCGAUCCCAGCACGGAAUACGCGUUCCUCGGAUUCAGCUACGAAGUCACAGCCUGCCAAAGUGCUGACCAGCUCAAGAGGGACUUCGCCGACAUUCGCAAGACCUUCAAUGGGCGAUACGUCCGCCUCUACGGAGCCUGUGAUAACGACGGCUUCUACGACGAUAUCGUGGACGCUGCCUGGGAGAACGAUCUAGGCGUGCACGCCCUCAUUUGGUUCGGCUUCGACGGGGACAACAAGUGGAAGACACGCCGCAACAAGCUCUUCGCCUCGCUGCACUCCAACCCAAAGGCACAGUUCGUCACGCGCGGCGUGCAGUUCGGCUCGGAGCCGCUCUUCGACGACGUCCUCCCGCACGCGGAGCUCGCGAAGCAGGUCGAGCAGGCGAAGACGAACCUCUCCAGUCUGCACAUCCCGGUCACCGUCAGUGAGCUGGCAUAUGGCUACCAGGAGCGCGGGGGCGCCCAGGACGUACUGGAUGCCAUCGACUACAUCAACAUCCAUAUGCUACCGUUCUUCGACCAGACGGCCUCGACCGCGAAUAAGUCAUGGCCAAUUGUGGAGAAGAACCUCAAGUUCUUCACCAAGAAUGGAAGCGGGAAGAAGAUGUACCUGGACGAGAACGGGUGGCCUUCCAAGACGUCGGAAGGUGUACAGCCGAACAGCCCUGACGCAGUAGCGAACGUCGCAAACGAGAAGGCCUACUACGAGCUGCUGGAUUCGCAGUGCUCGUACUUCAAGAACGCGACCGGCGGCGGCAUCGGGUGGUUCGCGCACAUCUACUCGGACGAUCAGGAGCCCGGGUACGGCAUCUACAGCAGCUCCGGCAAGACCAAGUUCUCCUUCAAUCCGAAGACGAGCUGCUGA